Messenger RNA from Gossypium raimondii (Peruvian cotton), 2337 nucleotides. RefSeq names its product clathrin interactor EPSIN 1. NCBI's taxonomy places the organism in Eukaryota, Viridiplantae, Streptophyta, Magnoliopsida, Malvales, Malvaceae. Bases 200 to 1984 code for a protein of 594 amino acids. Gene Ontology annotation, molecular function: phospholipid binding; clathrin binding. Gene Ontology annotation, cellular component: endosome; plasma membrane; clathrin vesicle coat. The transcript has 13 exons. Gene Ontology annotation, biological process: endocytosis. The record is from RefSeq and is a predicted model, not a curated record.
AGGUGGUAGUGGUUGAAAAGGUUAAAACAAUCGAAGAGCGAAAAAAAGGAAAUAAAAAGAAAAGAAAAGAAAAGAAAAGAAGAGAAAAGAAAGAGAUAUUGUUUACUCCUGAACUAUCUUCAUAUAAUCUCAAAAAGCACGAGUUGAGUAAAAUCCGUCGGCUCUACAAAAGAGUACUUUAUCUUUGGUUAGAUCCGUGAUGGAUUUCAUGAAGGUCUUUGAUCAGACGGUUCGCGAAAUAAAGAGGGAGGUUAAUCUAAAGGUAUUGAAGGUUCCGGAGAUUGAGCAGAAGGUACUGGAUGCUACAGAUAAUGAACCAUGGGGUCCUCAUGGGACUGCAUUGGCAGAAAUAGCACAGGCCACAAAGAAAUUCUCUGAAUUCCAGAUGGUUAUGAAUGUGCUCUGGACAAGAUUGGGUGAGACUGGAAAAGACUGGCGUUAUGUUUACAAGGCAUUGACUGUUAUUGAAUAUCUGAUUUCUCACGGAUCUGAACGUGCAGUUGAUGACAUAAUAGAACACACUUUCCAGAUCUCUUCCCUCACAAGUUUUGAAUAUGUUGAGCCAAGUGGGAAAGAUAUGGGAAUCAAUGUCCGAAAGAAAGCAGAAACUAUAGUGGGCCUUUUGAGUAAUAAAGAAAAAAUACAAGAAGCUAGGAACAAAGCAGCUGCAAACCGCGACAAGUACGUUGGCCUGUCAUCUACUGGCAUAACUUAUAAGUCCAGUGCAUCCUCAUACAGUAGUGGUGGCUUCAAUGGUGGUGGGGAUAAGUAUGGAGGCCUAAGUAGCAGAAGAGAAAGUGACAGCUAUAGAGACAGUUAUAAAGAAAGCGAUCCAUAUGGGGAAGAAAAGUUUGAUACAGAUACCUACGUCAAAUCGCAUCGAGGGACUGCAUGUGAGAUCCAAGGGAAUUCCUCUAAGGAGUCUAGACAUCAUGGCAGCAAGGAUUCAAAGAAAAAAUUCUCUUCAGAGUUGAAUGAUUCCAAUAAAUAUAGCCAAAGCACCAGCACCCCUUCAAAUAAUUUUGAUGAUGACUUUGAUGAUUUUGAUCCCCGGGGAACGUCCAGUUCCAAACCAGCAGCUGGAAGUUCUAAUCAAGUGGACCCGUUCGUACCAAAUUUGAUUGACGACCUCUUUGACGGACCAGCACCAGUCCCUAUGGAAAAAUCUGCUGUGAGUACUGAUUCAACAGAUGUUGAUCUAUUUGCUGAUGCAACUUUUGUGUCAGCACCGACCAAGGUGACUCAUGAAUCAAGUCCUCAGGCACAGCAACAAGUUGAUCUAUUUGCUUCCCAGCCUGCCAUUACUCCUGCAGCCUCUCCAACUGUUGACAUAUUUGCUGCCGGUGAUCCAGUUGUGCAACCACACAUAAAGGGACAGGUUGAUUUAUUCGCUUCUCAGCCUGCCAUUACUCCUGCAGUAUCUCCAACUGUUGACCUCUUUUCCACCACUGAUCCAGUUGUGCAACCAGCCAUGGCAGCAAACGUUGGGCCAGUAAAUGCUAACAUUGUUGAUCCAUUUGCUGCUGUUCCGCUGAACAAUUUUGAUGGGUCUGACAUUUUUGGUUCAUUCACAACUCAUUCUGAUUCAGCUUUGGAAGAACCAAAACAAAACCCCAUGAAUGAUGGAAACCUUAAUAACAUGAGUACAAAGUCAUCACAAGACUCUAAAGCUCCUCAAAAGAAGGAUGCUUUUCAGGUGAAGUCUGGAAUUUGGGCUGAUUCACUGAGCCGUGGAAUAAUUGAUCUUAACAUAUCUGCUCCCAAGAAGGUUUCACUGGCAGAUGUUGGAAUAGUCUGCGGAUUAAGUGAUGUGGAUGAAAGAGAGAAAGGGCCUCCAACUUCAUUUUAUAUGGGGAGAGCAAUGGGAACUGGCUCUGGUCUUGGUAAAACUGGGUUCGCAUCUACACCAUCAACUGAUGAAGAUGGUCUAUUCUCAAGCCUUGGCAACCACCAACAGUAUCAAUUCGGUAGCUUUAAAAAGUAAUUUUGUUCAUUCCCCCUUUGCAUUCAUUUCCUAUUUUGGUGCUAAAAACGAAGUUAUCGACUGUUGUGCAUUUUGGUGUGCUACUUUCGUAUCAUUCUAUGGUACACUCCCCGGGAAGUCCUAUCUUUCCAUUAGGAACAUUUGCAAGUGAAAUUGGUAUUGAGAUUUGAUUCAGACUUAGUUACCACCAUAUUGUUGUUGUUCACACACUGUGUUAGAAUUAUUUUUAGUGUCGUCUGAAUCAAGUUGUAUAGUCCGUGUAUCAGGGGGCCUCCCCAGUUACUGAAGCCUGUUUCCCUAUAUUCUGUUUAUCAUCCAGUGUAUUCGUGGUGAAUAAAUAUCAGUCUUCAUCA